Podarcis muralis (Common wall lizard) is the source of this 1761-nucleotide messenger RNA. The record is from RefSeq and is a predicted model, not a curated record. Lineage: Eukaryota; Metazoa; Chordata; Lepidosauria; Squamata; Lacertidae.
GCAAUCUGAUCCAAUACAAAAAAAGUCGCAAUAAACAACUUAUAUCAAAUAAAGCAAUAUCCCAUAAUCCAUUGCAAAGCUGAAAAAGGCCUUAUGUGCAAAUGCGAGGAAGUUAGUCAGGCAUGCUUCGUCUUAUAUUAUCGUCAAGAGCUUAAGCAAUAAAAAAGCCGCUCCUGAAAACAUUUGCACCAUUUUAUAAAUAGGAAAGUAACACUGAAGCUUUGUAAUGGGGACUGCCUACGCAUGGUGCAUUUAAAACACAUGGCCGGUUGCUGCCCUUUUUAGCCCUGACCUGGUGCCAGGUAUGGAGUAGGUUUCCUCGUAGGAUGAACCCCGCAGGUCAGGGAGCCAGAGGAGCAGGCAGGACUGUGUUGAUACCUGAGGAAGAAGCUCUGGAAAUGUCAGAAGAGGAGGUGGAGUCGCCCCCCAGGCCUUGAGAAUGAGGCCUCCAGAAGCUUUAGGUCCAAGCCAAAGAGCAACAGCACAAUUGCGGGAACGGGAGAGGAGAGGCUUAAUACGAGCAAACAACACGUGUGAGGUUGACGCUGGCUGGAACUAGACGGAGCCAUCCAUCCCUGUAAUUUGGCUGGAAGGCAGCACAAAAUGCCCAUCGAUUCCCGAACUGCGAGACAGCUUGAUAGAGUCCCUUCUUGGAUGGAUCGAACCUACUUUGUUCUUAACUAACUAAGCAAGCAACUGGUACUGACCCGGAUAUUGCCAGUCACUGAUUGUUUACCAUCAAGUUCUGCUCUGUUCUGCCUGAUUGUAGUUUUCAGAACCAGAGGAUUCCAGGUUUAUCUGGGGCAGGGCGUGUGCCCUGCAGCUCGUGUCCCUCCAGGUGGGGGGCAUCCAUCCAGCAGCCCCACUUCCCUUCUCCCUACCCCUCUGGCCUUCAGCUCCAUUCCAUGGGGGUGGAUGGCAUGUAUGAGAAGAGCAGAAUGCUGAACAUACAGAACAGCACGUGGGGCAGCCGCCAAGAGUGGUACCAAGACAGUUUGGUGACAGGACCACCCAACCCUGAUAGUUGCCAGCAGCUGGAGAGUGGCUUGGACCCUGAGCACCCGCAAGGUGCAAGCACCCAAGACCUAGAUGAGUCCCAAAUCCGUUUGCAGCUGAAGCGCAAAUUGCAAAGGAACCGGACGUCUUUCACCCAGGAGCAGAUAGAGGCGCUGGAGAAAGAAUUUGAGCGCACUCACUACCCCGAUGUCUUUGCCCGUGAACGCCUGGCAGCAAAGAUCGACCUCCCGGAGGCCCGGAUCCAGGUCUGGUUCUCCAACCGCCGAGCUAAGUGGCGCCGGGAGGAGAAGCUGAGGAACCAGAGGCGCCAGGCGGGGGGCACCGGGGGCCACCUGAGCAUAAACAGCAGUUUUGGCUCCGCGGGCAGCACUGUCUACCAGUCCCUCCCCCAGCCGACGGGGUCAGGCACCAUGUUGGGCCGUACGGAAAGCGGCCUCAGCAACAACUAUGGCGCCCUUCCGCCCUUGCCGACCUUCUCUAUGGCCAACAGCCUCCCUAUCCAGCAGGCCGUGCCCCCCGUGGCCAGCCAGACGUCGUCUUACUCCUGCAUGCUCCCCGGCGGCUCAUCAGUGCGAAGCUACGAUUCUUACACGCCCUCCCAGCUCUCCUCUCAUAACCUGAGCUCCAGCAACGGGGCCUCUACUGGGUUAAUCUCUCCAGGAGUGUCUGUUCCUGUCCAAGUCCCUGGUGGGGACCCUGACCUUGCCCAGUAUUGGCCAAGGUUACAGUGAGGAAAGAAGCGGA